Molecule: messenger RNA, 8660 nt
Organism: Nycticebus coucang (slow loris)
Lineage: Eukaryota; Metazoa; Chordata; Mammalia; Primates; Lorisidae
Gene: AKAP10
Product: A-kinase anchoring protein 10
Exons: 15
Coding region: 161-2149 (662 amino acids)
Biological process (GO): intracellular protein localization
Cellular component (GO): plasma membrane
Molecular function (GO): protein kinase A binding
Source: RefSeq, a predicted model, not a curated record
GGAAGGACCGGAACUCCGGGCGGGCGGCUUGUUGAUAAUAUGGCGGCGGGCGCUGCCUGGGCAUCUAGAGGAGGCGGUGGGACCCACACCCGGAAGAGGGGUCUCUUUUCGGGCUAGUGCGGCGGCCCCUGCGGACCCGGAAGUCCGGGCCAGUUGCUGAAUGAGGGGAGCCGGGCCCUCCCCGCGACAGUCCCCCCGCACUCUCCGCCCCGACCCGGGCCCCGCCAUGUCCUUCUUCCGGCGGAAAGUGAAAAGCAAAGAACAAGAGAAGACCUCAGAUGGCAAGUCCAUUAGAGCUUCAGUAUCUGUACAUUCCCCACAAAAGAGCACUAAAAAUCAUGCCUUGCUGGAGGCUGCAGGACCAAGUCAUGUUGCAAUCAACGCCAUUUCUGCCAACAUGGACUCCUUUUCAAGUAGCAGGACAGCAACACUUAAGAAGCAGCCAAGCCACAUGGAGGCCGCUCAUUUUGGUGACCUGGGCAGAUCUUGUCUGGACUACCAGACUCAAGAGACCAAAUCAAGUCUUUCAAAGACCCUUGAACAAGUCUUGCAUGAUACUGUUGUCCUUCCUUAUUUCAUUCAAUUCAUGGAACUUCGGAGAAUGGAGCAUUUGGUUAAAUUUUGGCUAGAGGCCGAAAGUUUUCACUCUACAACGUGGUCCCGAAUAAGAGCACACACUCUGAACACAGUGAAGCAGAGCUCACUGGCUGAGCCUGUCUCUCCAUCUAAAAAGCAUGAAACUACAGCAUCUUUUGUACCUGAGUCUCUUGAUAAGAGAUUGGAGGAUUCUAUCUCAGCCCGGUUGCUUAUGACUCAAUCAGAAGGCAUUGACCUGAAUAAUAGAACUAACAGCACUCAGAAUCACUUGCUGCUUUCCCGGGAAUGUGGUAAUGCCCACUCUCUCCAUCUGCAAAUGGCCAGAGCAGGAACUCAUCAAGUUUCCACAGAAACCCAAGAAUCCUCCCCCAGAUUUAUUGUAGCCAGUAGAAAUAAUCCCUCUUCUCCACUGAAGGACUUAUCAGGAAAACUAAUGAAAAGUAUAGAACAAGAUGCAGUGAAUACUUUUACCAAAUAUAUAUCACCAGAUGCUGCUAAACCAAUACCAAUUACAGAAGCAAUGAGAAAUGACAUCAUAGCAAAGAUUUGUGGAGAAGAUGGACAGGUAGAUCCCAACUGUUUUGUUUUGGCACAGUCCAUAGUCUUUAGUGCAAUGGAACAAGAGCACUUUAGUGAGUUUCUGCGAAGUCACCAUUUCUGUAAAUACCAGAUUGAAGUGCUGACCAGUGGAACUGUUUACCUGGCUGACAUUCUCUUCUGUGAGUCAGCCCUCUUUUAUUUCUCUGAGUACAUGGAAAAGGAGGAUGCAGUGAAUAUCUUACAAUUCUGGUUGGCAGCAGAUAACUUCCAAUCUCAGCUCGCUGCCAAAAAGGGCCAGUAUGAUGGGCAGGAGGCCCAGAGUGACGCCAUGAUUCUCUAUGACAAGUACUUCUCCCUCCAAGCCACACAUCCUCUUGGAUUUGAUGAUGUUGUACGAUUAGAAAUUGAAUCCAAUAUCUGCAGGGAAGGGGGACCACUCCCUAACUGUUUCACAACACCAUUACGUCAGGCCUGGACCACCAUGGAGAAGGUCUUCUUGCCAGGCUUUCUGUCCAGCAAUCUUUACUAUAAAUAUUUGAAUGAUCUCAUCCAUUCGGUCCGAGGAGAUGAAUUUUUAGGAGGGAAUAUUUCACUGGCUGCUCAUGGCUCUGUUGGCCCUCCUGAUGAGGCUAAUGCAGGAGGUUCUGAUAGCUCCACUUCUCAGUCCAGUGUAAAAAAAGCCAGUAUUAAAAUACUGAAAAAUUUUGAUGAAGUGAUAAUUGUGGAUGCUGCAAGUCUGGAUCCAGAAUCUCUAUACCAACGGACAUACGCAGGGAAGAUGACAUUUGGAAGAGUUAGUGACUUGGGACAAUUCAUCCGGGAAUCUGAACCUGAACCUGAUGUAAAGAAAUCAAAAGGAUCUAUGUUCUCACAAGCUAUGAAGAAAUGGGUGCAAGGAAGUACUGAUGAGGCCCAAGAAGAGCUAGCUUGGAAGAUUGCUAAAAUGAUAGUCAGUGAUGUUAUGCAGCAGGCACAGUGUGACCAACCCAUAGAGAGAUCUACAAAGCUAUGACUCAAGACAUGAGAUAAAGGAGAUCUGCUUUUGAAACAUGAGAGAACUUUUCCCCUUGGUUGGAUUCUUCAACACAGCCAGUGAAAACAGAGCACUGUAUUCGUUUCACUAAUAUAUCACUGUUGUUUCCAAGAAAAAAAUGGGAGACAAUCCUAGACUUCCACCAUAAUGCAGAGUUAUGUGUAGACGUAAUUGUUGCACAUGAUGUUCACACAGUGACAAUUACAAAGAUACAAAGUGGUAUUGUUUACGUUGCUAGAAAAUUAUUAGUUUUCUACUGGCAAUAACCUAUUUCUGAGAGUUUUAGCCCACUGGAAUAGACAGGGACCACAUCCUAUGGGAGGCAGAAUAGCAUAGAGCUGACAUUGGGUGCCAUUCUUGUAGUAGUGAUUCAUUCCCAGCAGCAUCAUGAAGCAGGUGCCAGAGGUGCUUUGCUUUCUCCUCCUAAAACAAACAGAUGAGUCAGCCCCACCAAGAGCCAGGCAGCUCCAAAUGGCAGUGUGGUGCUAGCAGCUUGUUUUUCUUCAGUAGGACAAGGUGAUGGUUCAUUGUGCAAUCUUCCUUCACAGAGGCAUUAGUUUUGGAAGGAAUUUGACAGGUCAUGGGUCAGGUCCCCUUGACAUUGUCCUUCCUGAGAUGCAGUAUAUUUAAAACCAAUCUGCUAACAGAAGGGUGAAUCUAGUUUACUUUGAGCAUUAGGAUUUGCUCCUAUGGAACUCUAUGCUCCAGUUACUUAAUAAUAAUAGUGAUCACUCCAGUUUUUCCCUUGAACAAAAUGGUUCUUCCAAGAUUGUGCCAUUUUUUAUUUUUUUAAAGGGCAGGGUGGGUCAGGGAGAGAAGUAAUCAACUUUAUUUUAUUUGAUCCUUCCCUCCCCCCACCGUUCAUUGCAGUGACCUGGGACGUGUGCGGUUGGUGACCUUUUUUAUUCUGUUUUUAGGGCAGUUAAGAGACUCACUGCACUUCUGCUGCAUCAGGACCACAUGGCCAUCAGCAGGGCCACCAGUUGGCAAGCACACUCCACUGGCCACGUGGUGCUAACGCUUCGUCCACACACGUAGCUAUUGGAGAGGAAAGGAAUUUCUCUUAGGUGUUAGUGCUUUUGCUCAGACUUUGCAAAAAAAAAAAAAAAAUAUAUAUAUAUAUAUAUAUACACACACACAUAUAUAUACACAUAUAAAUGUAUAAUUAUUAAUCACCUUUGUCCUUGAGAAAGUCUUGAAUGAAUAGAAAGUUUAUUCCAUUGCAAUAUUUGAUUGUAUAGAGGCAUACUGUUUCAUCAACAGAAGAAGCAAAAAGGCUGUAUAUAAGUUUUUGGUACUAUGUACCACCUCUGUUAUUCUUCUAAAGCUGAAGUAUUCAUGUACUUAAACCAUAUUCUAUUUAAUUGUGUUUGAUUUAAAAAUAUAUAUAUAUAUAAAUUAUAUUUAAAAUUGUGUCAACUUUUCUGCUUUCAGGGCAUUUAUGGCUCUUCUAUUGAAAUAUGUUGAUCCUUCCAAAUGUUUUUCCAUUUGCUUUACAAAAACUCAGAACAUGAGCCACUACUGGACUUAGAUUUGUGUUUGGGGUAUAUGUCAUAGACCCGAGGUUUUUGUUUCAUAUAUGCUGUGAUUCAUUUUGUUUUUUUUUUAACAAAAUAUUCCCAUUCAUUUCAUAUUGCUUCAAUCUUCAACAGAAAAGCAAUAUAAAGGUUAUAGAAUAAAAUGUUUGAGGUGACUUGCUGCUUCUGCAUGUUUUGGAAUAACAAUUUCUAUAAGAUUCUAGCUAUUUAAACUAAUGCUUUCAGUUAGAUAAUUUCCAGUCAGUUCUUUGUAUACAUGUUGUGCUUCUGAGCCAGAGGUGCCAGUAGUUGUAAAUUUCUUAUAAAGAAAAGAAAAGCAAGUUGGAGACUGGCUACUUUUUUCUGCCUCACCUGCUAUGAGACACAGAAGCAGGGUGUGGCCUGAGAUUAUUAGCCGGAUUUAAUAUUUGAUCUAAAGUAGAUCCUUGUACUUACUCUAAAUUUGGAAUUAGAUUUGUCUAACAUUGAGCCACAAAAUAUUCCCUAGCAGGGUUUUUAUAGGUUGAAGGAAUAAGCUGAACACCUUUUAUCUUUAUCAUGUUGUUGGUAUCAACACAAAUUGUUUAAAAAGAAAAGGUGUUAGUGAGAAAGUGAUUCCUCUUGUAACUUGAUGUCUUUAUCUUUCCUGUAAGGUUUGAUGAAAGUAAAAAGCAGAUGUCAACCAAAUCCAGUGAAGAGCAAUAAAAUAGCAACUUUCUGUAACUCUUCUUACUUGGGUUUCAAUAUUCAGUAAGCGUUAUUGAAAACUUUAAGUAGUUUACAGUAUGGGAGCAUUGACUAGUCAUAAGAAUUGAGAAGGGAAGGUCAUUCUGAACUGUAGAAAUUACAAAGUCCUAACAGCUGAUAAGCACCUGAUGAAAUGGCUGAUCUUUUUCCAGUGACACUAGGAACCUGUCUGACUCACAGUGACCACGCUUUCCUCCCCAGACUCCUUCAGGAGUGAAGGUCAUGUCUUCACAAUGACCUUUUGUCUCUCUCCCCUCCCCCAUACACUAGUUGAUUGGAGCAGGGUUGAAGUCCUGAUCCAGAUACCCUGUUUCCCCGAAAAUAAGACAGUGUCUUAUUUUAAGUUGUGCUCCCAAAGAUGCACUAGGUCUUAUUUUCAGGUGUAAGUAGGUCUUACUUUCGGGGGAUGUCUUAUUUUCGGGGAAGCAGGGUAGACCUAAGAUACUGCAUAAUGUUGGCCAACAUUAGAACUCAGGCCUUCUGAGCCAGGACCUUUAUGCACUAACAUUCUUCCAAAGGAUAAAUAUAACUACUUUUAGCAAUUAUGAUAAACCAGAAAUAGAAGGGGAAUAACUAAUAUAAGCUUAUAAGGGGUAGGAGGGAUAAUUUUUACAGCUUAUGUAAAUACUAACCAUUUCUAUGUGGUAGGUAAGGUCUCGGGACUUUGGUUGGAGCCAUCAAAUGGAGAGUAAACCCCAUUUAAACCCUGUAAGGGUACACCUCUGGUGGCCCACACUCACAGUUACCCUCUGAGAGGCCCUUUACCGAUGAGCGCUGGGCACUGAGGAACCCCCUGUGCUUGGGUGGGAUGUCACAGAGUAGCGGGGUGGUGGUCUGGAUUCUGGGCAGGCAGAGGUGGCUGUGAGGGCACUGGGGCAACAGUGUGAGCAAAGGCCCCAAGGCCAUUCAUGUUCGGGGGUUCUGCCCAUCUGCUUGCAUGGCUCACAGAAGAACACUUUAGUAAUUUUAUGCAAACAGGUGUUUCUUCAGUCUGUUCCUUUCAAACGACCUUCUCUGGCACAUUCAGUGUGUCACAGAAUUCACUUGGACACAUUAAACCCCUGCCUGAGGGUGGUAGUGCUUCUGUCCCCACCCUGGCACCACUGGGCACCUGUAGGACCGAGUCCUGUCUGUCCCUGGGCACAGAGGAGUUUUAAGUUCAGUUUGAAGGGAGCUGGGCUUUGCCAAGGAACAAAUGAGAGAUGAGGAUUGUGACAACUGUGGCAUUGCCACCUGUUUCAGACAUCUGAGUCUCCUGACUUGGGACUCAUGCAGACAGGGAAGUGAGCUGGCCUCUUCACAAACCAUACAGCUUGAGAGAGAAGUGCCUGGCCAGGACAUGGGCCUUCAGACUAAGCAUGGCUCUGAGUAGCAGCCACUGCCUGCACUUGUCACGUCCCGGCUCCACCCAAACCUGACUUAUCUUCAUUUUGACCAAGAACAGUAUUUGUUCCUUCUUAUUACAGAACUUUCGGUUUAGUAAAUGUUCACCUUGUAUGUGCCAGUCACAGAAAAGAAUAGAACAAAUUUCUACGUCCCUUGGAGGUUGGAAUAGCAUCUAAAGUGGGUGCUGGCAUUUUUGACUUAAAAUAGGCUUUAAAAGCCUGCGAAUGACCUUCCCCCCCACCCCUGUCCUUGUAGAGUCACAGGCUCUCCUGUACCUGAGAGGGGAAGCCUGGAGGGGGAGGGUUGGCAGCUGAAAGGGGAAGCAUGGAGGGGGAGGGCCGCCCUUCCCUUCCUGGUGGCUGUGUCUUUUCAUUGACCUACUCCCAGACCGGGAGCUGGGCUCUUAGGUGAUGAGCGCCUGACUGGCAAGGUGUCAGCAUCUUGAUAUCGGAGGCCCUCAAGGCAAAUCUUUAUUUGAACAGGGAACAGGGGAAGGCCUAGAAGAGGUCACUGGAUCAGUCUAAACCUUCCCGCCAAGCUUUGGGAUGUGUGAAUUAUUAGAAACCAGACUAGUUUAAAAUUACUAUUACAUCUGUAUGAUAUAAAAUCAUGACUUUGGAAAAAGCUGGCUGACUGCUGAGCUAAUUCCAUAAAGUGAUCAGCUUCUCUGGGCUCUCAGGAUAACAAUAACCAGCAUAAUUGAGUAAACUUAUGUGCCAGGCACUAUUUCAUUUGAUCCUUAGGAUAAUCUUACAAGUACUUAAUUUUUUCUCUUAUAAAUGAAGAGACUGAUGAGGCUCAAGAGGUAAAGGAAUUUCCCCUGGACCCUCUGCCUGGGAAACAGCCUGCUCUUCUCCCAUUUUGCUGCUCUCAGUACUCCCUGCAGAUGAAUAACAGAUAGCAAAGGCUUCAGAAAAACUUAAGGCUUUAAAAGUGAAAACAUCUCAUCCAUGACCUGGGGUUUUUAAAACUUUCACACCCAACAGGACCCCGUGGAAGACUUACUAAAACUAGGUUGUGGGGCCUAACCUCCCAGAGUUUCUAAUUUAGUAGGCCUGAUGUGGAGCCCAAGAAUUUACAUUUUUAACAAAUUCCCAGAUGGCUGCUGUUGCUCUGAAGACAGCUUUGAGAACCACUGCCUUAAAAUCUUUCCUGUUGGGAAAUGAGUAUUUUCAUUCCCAUGCUACCCAGAAAGAUCAUUUGAGACCUGUUAAGACUCACUCAAGCACAUAAAUCCUUUAUCAGUAUUCAGAUGUUUGUUCAAAGCUGAGUGCACCCAAGCACCAACCCAUUUUCUGAGGUCUGAAGCCAUCGAGGCAAGUCUCUCUACUGGGGGAGGCUUAGUAGAGGCCUGACCAGCCUCAGCGCACAGUCAUCAGCGGCCCACACCCAGUGCCUUUGCUGGGGACGGUGCCCCUGAUACUGUCCUCAGGGCUGAGACUGUUGGAAUCAUGCUCAAGGUCAGGGGGAAUCUUUUGCACAAAUCCUAUCUGAUCCAUUUCCUUUCAGUUUGUCCCCAGGACCUUGGUGCAGCAGCCUCUGCUGACCUCUUUUUCAAGUCCCUCCCAUAGGACCUCAGGACCACGUUCUUUCUCACUCUCUUCAUCUUCUCCUCCCUUUCCUUGUUUCUUCUUUGCAAACGUUUCCCAACAGCCUGUCACAGGCCCCUUCUUACCCCCAUAAACAUGCUGCCCGCUUUCCUGGCAGUCCAGACGCUUUGACUCCCUCCCCUCGCCCAUCACCAUUGUCCCUGAGCGCCCUCUCCUGGCCAGUGCUGUCUUCAUUCAUACCCUUGCCCGCUGAGGGGGGAGACGGUCCGCACCCCUCGGCUAUCAGCCUCUGCUCCUGCUACUUCUCCAAGUCUGCGAUACACCGCUCCAAACCGUCUACGCUCCAUCAUUCCCACCCCAGGAAACAUCACUGUGUCUGGCCUGUGCUGUUCCCAAGAAUGGUAUUUCUUCAGUCACACCUAUGACCAAAUUUUGUCAUUUGCUGCACCUGCGCUACCUCUGGUUUCUCCUCAUACAUCGUAGCCCACAAUAACUUCAAACAAGCAAGUUUUGUAGGUUGCAGGCUCCUCCUCCCAGAGUGAGUUAAAAGAGGAGGAAGAAACUCAGCCGUGGUUCCAGGAAGAUCCUCCCUCACUAUUGCAAAAGUUAGGUUUUGUGAAUCCGCCUUUCAAAGAGCGAUUUCAAAAACCAUAAGUAAGUGGUUUUUUUUUUUUUUUUUUUUUGUAGAGACAGAGUCUCACUUUACUGCCCUCGGUAGAGUGCCGUGGCGUCACACAGCUCACAGCAACCUCCAGCUCUUGGGCUUACGUCAUUUUCUUGCCUCCGCCUCCCGAGUAGCUGGGACUACAGACGCCCGCCACAACGUCCAGCUAUUUUUUUGUUGCAGUUUGGCCAGGGCUGGGUUUGAACCCUCCACCCUCGGCAUAUGGGGCCGGCGCCCUACUCACUGAGCCACAGGUGCUGCCCAAGUAAGUGGUUUUGUUGUAAGGAUUACAAACAUACACCUACAUGAUAAAUCGGAGAUGAGGGAGGUGGGUUUUACAUGAUGACUUGUUAACGCAGGGUCACACUUUUCUACGAGGGUGUCAGCUGUGUGUUUGAAAAGUGCUGCGUCACAGACAAAUAGUGCACAAGUGAAGGAGAUGCACUUUAGGAAACCAGCUCCAGGUGUAGAUACGGUGAUGUCCAAGAUGCAUGUAGGGGAGUGAAUAAAGUUGUUACUUGAAAUGUGAGAAUGAGAAAAAAAACACUAUUUUGUAUUAAUGUAUUAUAUAUAAUGUUAUUUUAAAUAUGCAUAUGUGGCUAAAUAAAUUAGAUAUUAUGACUAGA